Messenger RNA from Vitis riparia (riverbank grape), 2320 nucleotides. Its product is annotated as transcription factor TGA2.2-like. The record is from RefSeq and is a predicted model, not a curated record. The transcript is spliced from 11 exons. Lineage: Eukaryota; Viridiplantae; Streptophyta; Magnoliopsida; Vitales; Vitaceae. Gene Ontology annotation, biological process: DNA-templated transcription; regulation of DNA-templated transcription. The coding region runs from base 631 to 1986 and encodes 451 amino acids. Gene Ontology annotation, molecular function: DNA-binding transcription factor activity; sequence-specific DNA binding.
AGAGAUAUGUAAUUAAUCUUGAAAUAAUAUAAUUUAUGCUCACUCGCACAAUCAUCUGUCCAAAGUCAAGAAAAGGGAAAAAAAAAAUAAAAAAAUUCAAUUUGUUCUUCAAAAUCUCCACAAUUAGGGGUUUCUUUCAAUUUCCGCUUCUGGGUAUUUCUCAAUUCUGGUAGAAUUAGGGUUUCCAAUACUGAUUGAUGAACUAGGGUUUUUUCUGUUCUGUACUUCCUUUUUUAUCUUCUCACUUCGAUUUUGAAUUUUAUUGGGUUGGUUGGUGGGUUAGGUAUUUGACGAAAGACUUGGGGUUUAGAGGGGUUUCGUGGUUUUCUUGGUAGGAUGUACGGACAACAAUAAUUUUUGCCUAUUUUGAAAGGUUAUUUUUGGGGGUUCUGAUUUGGUUUCUGUGUUUUCUUUUUGUUGCUGUUGUUUGCUGUCUGUGAAUUUGUAAAUUCUUUGUAACUGUAAGGAAUUGGAGUUGAUGAAGUGAACUGGUUAGAGAGGGGCUGGUGGUUUGUGAUUUAGGCGUUCCUGGGUACGGAAUAUUUUGGUUUUCUGAAGGGGUUAAAGGGGUCUUUUUCUUCUUCGGUUUUGUUCAAAGAGUGGAGAAUAAGGUGGUGAUGAUGUUGAUUAAUGGGUAGUAGAACAGUGAAGGUUGGUGCGGAAGAUGUUAGCAAAGUCACGCCCGGGAUGCCGAGCUUCAUUCCUCAGAUACCCAUAUCCAAUUCCAUUGGCACAGAGGGAAACAAUAUUCGCUCUCGAAUUUCAGAUUUUGGGGCGCUGGAGCAGUCCCUUGGAUUUCGUAUAGAGGAUGCUGUUGAUCUUAGUAGAAAUUCUGUAUUCAAUUCAGCAAAGCCGAGUAGCCAGGCACCAAGUACCGACCUCCAAUUUGGCGCUUUAAAUAAGACAUCAACAGUACAAAAAGAACCACAACAAAAUAUAGCUUCUGUUUCUGGUAGUCAUCGUGAGAACUGGGGAGAGUCCAAUAUGGCAGAUGCCAGUCCUAGGACUGAUACCUCAACAGAUGUGGACACGGAUGACAAGAAUCAAAGGUUUGAAAUGGGUCAAUCAGCUGCUCUUGUGGCCUCUGAUUCGAGUGACAGAUCAAAAGAAAAAGCCGGUGAUCAGAAGACAUUACGCCGGCUUGCUCAAAAUCGUGAAGCUGCCAGAAAAAGCCGAUUAAGGAAAAAGGCAUAUGUGCAACAGCUGGAGAAUAGUCGGAUGAAGCUGACCCAACUUGAACAAGAGCUCCAGCGAGCCCGCCAGCAGGGCAUAUUCAUUUCAAGCUCAGGAGACCAAUCCCAUUCAAUGAGUGGAAAUGGGGCCUUGGCAUUUGAUGUAGAAUAUGCUCGGUGGCUAGAAGAGCACAACAGGCAAAUAAAUGAACUGCGAUCGGCUGUCAAUUCACAUGCAAGUGACACUGAACUUCGCACAAUUGUGGACAAUGUUACAGCACAUUUUGACGACAUUUUCAGGUUGAAAGGCAUUGCAGCCAAGGCUGAUGUCUUCCACAUCCUGUCAGGAAUGUGGAAGACACCUGCAGAACGGUGUUUUAUGUGGAUUGGUGGUUUCCGUUCAUCUGAAGUCCUCAAGCUUCUUGUAAACCAAUUGGAGCCUCUAACGGAGCAACAGUUGAUGAGCAUCUACAACUUGCAGCAGUCAUCCCAACAGGCGGAGGAUGCUCUCUCCCAAGGGAUGGAGGCCUUGCAACAAUCUCUGGCUGAGACGUUAACCAGUGGCUCACCUGGCCCAUCUGGAUCAUCAGGGAAUGUGGCAAACUAUAUGGGCCAGAUGGCCAUGGCAAUGGGUAAGCUAGGGACUCUUGAGGGAUUUCUUCGUCAGGCUGAUAAUCUGCGCCAGCAGACGCUACAGCAGAUGCACCGUAUAUUGACAACCCGGCAGUCUGCACGUGCUCUUCUUGCAAUAAAUGACUACUUCUCCCGACUUCGAGCCCUCAGCUCUCUGUGGCUUGCACGGCCACGGGAGUGAUGUUGUAUGAGUAUCAGGAUCGUUUUUAGAAAUAUGGCCUCCUGCUAGGGAAUCAAAAGGCUCACUUCCAACUUCGGAGUCCUUUUGGGACCUAUACAUGGUGCAGGGAGGCUUUAGUGGUGGUUUCAGCUCCAUCUACACAUGUAACAUGAGAUAUGUUCACUGGGUAGUUGUAUGCUUGUUUCAUAUGUUCAGUUAGGUGUUGUAUUUUUAUUUCUUAUGUCUCAGACAACAGUGCCAAUAAUGUGAUCAUGUUUAAUCUUUAUUAAAACUAAAAAGGAAAAAUUGUAGCAGAAGUUGGGUUGAUAAUUUAGAUUGCAGUUAUUGAUUUGUA